GGAAUAUCUACAUGCUGAUCAUCUUUGUUGUGACACAUCAAGUCGUUUGGGGAAACCAAAGACAGCAAGAUGUUUCUCGUUCUCUUGUACUUCGCUUUGCCCUUAGUGGAAGUGAGCGGGCUGCCUGGAGGGGACCGCCUGGACUGCGUGAAAGCCAGCGAUCAGUGUCUGAAGGAGCAGAGCUGUAGUACUAAAUUCAGGACACUGAGGCAGUGUGUAGCCGGCAAAGAGAGCAACUUCAGCCGGGCCACGGGCCUGGAGGCGAAGGACGAAUGCAGAAGCGCCAUGGAAGCUCUCAAGCAGAAAUCCCUGUACAACUGCCGCUGCAAGAGGGGCAUGAAGAAGGAGAAGAACUGCCUGCGCAUUUACUGGAGCAUGUACCAGAGCUUGCAGGGAAAUGACUUGCUUGAAGAUUCCCCUUAUGAGCCAGUUAACAGCAGACUAUCAGACAUAUUCAGGCUAGCACCAAUGGUAUCAGUGGAGCCAGUACUUUCAAAGGGGAACAAUUGCUUGGAUGCAGCCAAAGCUUGUAACCUAAAUGACACCUGCAAGAGGUUCAGAUCUGCUUACAUAACCCCCUGCACCAGCAGCACGUCCAACGAGAUCUGUAACAAGCGCAAGUGCCACAAGGCCCUGCGGCUGUUCUUUGACAAGGUGCCCCCAAAGCACAGCUACGGGAUGCUCUUCUGCUCCUGCCGGGACGUGGCCUGCACUGAGAGGAGGCGCCAGACCAUUGUUCCUGUGUGCUCCUAUGAGGACAGGGAGAAGCCAAACUGCCUGAAUUUGCAAGAGUCCUGCAAGAAGAAUUACAUCUGCAGAUCUCGCCUUGCAGAUUUCUUCACAAACUGCCAGCCUGAGUCACGCUCUGUUAGUGGCUGUCUGAAGGAGAACUAUGCUGACUGCCUGCUCGCUUACUCGGGGCUCAUUGGCACCGUGAUGACCCCCAACUACAUCGACUCCAGCAGCCUCAGCGUGGCCCCAUGGUGCGACUGCAGCAACAGCGGCAACGACGAGGAGGAGUGCAAGAAAUUUCUGAAUUUCUUCCAGGACAACACAUGCCUUAAAAAUGCAAUUCAGGCCUUUGGCAAUGGCACUGAUGUGAAUGUCUGGCAGCCAAUCUUACCAGUACAGACCACUACAGCCACAACCACGACAGCUUCCAGACUCAGAAACACAGGGUCAGAGACCACCAACAACGAAAUUCCCUCCCACAACGAUUCACCAGCAUGUGCAAACCUGCAGGCACAGAAGAAGCGAAAAUCCAAUGAAUCUGUAGAUACAGAGCUCUGUCUUAAUGAGAACGCUCUGGGGAAGGACAACACAGCUGGAGUCUCCACCAGUCACAUAUCCGCAGAGAAUUCCCUGGCUCUUCCCACCAGCUCCUAUCUAAGCACACAGCUCACCCUGAUGGCACUUGCACUCUCACUCUCUUUGUCCCUAAGCUCAUCAGUCGUCUUGUAGCUGCAUUACAAAAGGACAAAAGUGUUUAAAAAAAAAAAAAUCCC
Agelaius phoeniceus (red-winged blackbird) is the source of this 1505-nucleotide messenger RNA. RefSeq names its product GDNF family receptor alpha 1 (gene GFRA1). Gene Ontology annotation, biological process: nervous system development. Gene Ontology annotation, molecular function: signaling receptor activity. Gene Ontology annotation, cellular component: external side of plasma membrane; signaling receptor complex. The record is from RefSeq and is a predicted model, not a curated record. Lineage: Eukaryota; Metazoa; Chordata; Aves; Passeriformes; Icteridae.